GCACCCUCCGCUGCACGAGUCGACCCAUACGCGUCAUGAAUGUCAGAGGCUUGGUGGCAGCCCUCAAUGGUAACGGACGAUAUGCGUACAAGAACCCCGAGUUUGCUGUCGACUACUUGGUUAUUGGCGGAGGUGUAGUGGGCUUGGCUAUUGCCCGUCAAUUGGUUCGGACGUUCCCGUCCAAAUCGACAUUCCUGGUCGAAAGGCAUGAGAGGGCAGGAGAAGAAAUCAGUUCUCGGAACUCGGAGGUUGUUCACGCCGGUCUAUACUACCCUGGCGACUCGCUGAAGACGCGCCUAUGCAUCCGAGGAAGGCAUCUCAUGUACGAGUAUUGCCGCGAACACAAUGUCCCUUACAAGAAGGUUGGCAAACUGGUCGUAGCGCGUGACGAUCAGCGACCAUACAUCGAGGGCCUUCAUGCGAAGGCCGGCAAGAUGGGCUGGCCCCUGCAUUCUCCCCCGUCUCUGGCACAGACCGCAGCGUUACCGACACAACUGAUCAGCGGGGAGCAAACACGGGAGCUCGAGCCUGACCUGUCCAAAAGUAUCGUAGCAGCACUAUGGAGCCCAGAUACGGGCAUCGUGGAUUCCCAUGAGCUCAUGGACAGCUUCGAGGCCUGCGUCACCGAUGGAGGCGGCGAGGUAGCGUACCAAACGCGCGUCGUUCGAGUCGAUCCAUACAAGCCGGAUACGAGCUCAGGCUCAGAGCUGCAAGAUAGUGGCUGGGUGGUACAAACGGUUACGGGAGAAGGAGACAGCGACGCAAUGCUCGCUCGGAAUAUCAUCAACUGCUCAGGUCUUGCCGCACAUCUCAUCCUGAACUCCCUGCUGCCGAAGCAGUCCCGCAUCCCUAUGUACUACGGUCGAGGUUCGUAUGCAUCGUACCGAGGACCGGGCAUCAAGAAUGUCUCUCAUCUCAUAUACCCGUGCCCUGAUACUGGACGCACCGUUCACGGCUUUCAGUCGCUAGGCACGCACCUCACUCUCGACAUGCAAGGCAAAAUCAAGUUUGGACCCGAUCUCGACUGGCUUCAGCCUCCAUCUUCUCAGACCGACAGCGACCUCGUUGACGACGCUGAUCCCGAUUUUUGGCAGAAUCAUCUCAUCCCAGACGAAAGCAGGAUGGGACAGAUGAUCGACGCGGUCAAGCAAUACCUACCCGAGGUCAAUUCAGAAGGCUUCCAGCCGGACUACUGUGGUGUCAGACCGAAGUUGGUCGGACCGCAGGGCGGGUUCCGAGACUUUGAGUUCCACACGCACUAUCCACACACGUUCCUGGGCCCUCAUAUGGAUCCCGGAAGGGUACGCACACCGAUGAUCAGCCUGCUGGGGAUCGAGAGUCCCGGGCUGACAUCGAGUCUGGCGAUUGCGGAGAAGGUCGUGGAGGACAUGCUCUGCGGAGAAAAUGGACAAGCAAAGGAGUAAAACAGUGUAUUAUAUCCGGACGGAGAGUACAGUCGUGUCUAUGCACCCCGCUGAGCAACCUUCGGCUCCCAAGCCUCGUAUUUGGGCUUCGUCGUGUUGUAAGAUUUGUACGCGCCCCUCGUGCCGGUCAAGUUCUCGUGGUACGGCUUUUUGA
Messenger RNA from Fomitopsis serialis, 1578 nucleotides. RefSeq names its product NAD dehydrogenase. The transcript is spliced from 6 exons. Gene Ontology annotation, cellular component: mitochondrion. The record is from RefSeq and is a predicted model, not a curated record. Lineage: Eukaryota; Fungi; Basidiomycota; Agaricomycetes; Polyporales; Fomitopsidaceae. The coding region runs from base 36 to 1424 and encodes 462 amino acids. Gene Ontology annotation, molecular function: (S)-2-hydroxy-acid oxidase activity; (S)-2-hydroxyglutarate dehydrogenase activity.